CAAAGCAAUUUAGUCUUCUGCACCUGAAAAUUGUAUCUUUUUUGUGGCAUUAACAAGGUCUAUGGCAAAAGCAAUAAAAAGUACUGAAGAGAAAUGAAUGGAUAAUGGAUACUUGGGGAGUUAUUCUUCUCAAGCUGGCAGCAAAUGCCCUCACUGUUCUUUCUUGGCCUUCAUUUACUCUAAUCUAUCCCUUGUGGGCUUCGGUUUGGUCAAUACAGAGUGAUUCUUCCUCAAAAAAUCAACGAUGCCUUACAUAUUGGGUUCUGUUUGCUUUGUUUACAAUGUUGGAGCUGACCUUCACAAAGCUUCUCAGAUGGUUUCCUUUUUGGCCAUAUGCCAAGGGUAUUGCCACUUUAUUGCUGGUCACACCUCACUUUAUUGGGGCUUCUCAUGUCUACAACCGGUUCAUCCAACAUUUUAUUGAAAAUUCACUAAUUCAGUACAUCUUGCUUCCCCAAACCAAGAAGCCUUUCCCAUUGAAUUCACAGAAUGAUGUCAUUGCUGCUACUGCUGCUGCUGCUGAUGAUGAUGAUGAUGGUGACAGAAACGGUCCCAAGAAGGGACCAGAAUUGGGGAAACCUGAUUUCCAGUCCCAGGGGAAUCUUGAUCCUAUUUCAGAGAAUCAAGAAGUGGACCAUACCUGGAAAUCAAGUCCAAAGAAAGUUCAGAAGGAAUGGAGCUGUGCGCUUUGCCUGAUAACCACUACAAGUGAAAAAUGUUUGAAGAAACAUUUACGAGGGAAGAAGCACAAGGCCAAGGAGGAAGAACAAAGAGCAGUGAAGACCAUUGACAAUUGUUUUCUGAAUCCAAAUAGAACUGAUAGGAUGCUUUUUCUCAAGAGGUUGAACCAACUUGCUAAGAUUAACCAAAUUGCUAGGAUUAACCUUGAAAGAUGGAGUGGGAUUCUAGGUCCUGUCACUCAAUCAAUUAGGUGGUGUAAAUGGAAGAAGCCAGAGAUUGGUUGGAUAAAAUUAAAUACUGAUGGAUCUGUAGAUCUUGAAAAUGCAGGUUUUGGUGGCUUGCUUCGCAAUCACAAGGGUGAUCCAAUCUGUGCUUUUGUCUCUAAAGCUCCUCAAGAUGAUGUUUUCUUAGUUGAGCUUUGGGCUGUUUGGAGGGGCCUUGUUCUUGCCUUGCGUUUGGAGGUUAAAUUAAUAUGGGUCGAGUCUGAUUCACUCCCUGUUGUGAAGACCAUUAACAGGGAACAGCACUAUGGCACAAAGGCUAGUCAAUGUUUGAAGCACAUAUGGGAACUUCUAACAAAGUUUGAGAACUACAAGGUGACUCACUCAUGGCGUGAAACAAAUCAAGCAGCUGAUCAUCUUUCAAAGAUGAUUCUUGCAGGAAGUGAUGUUGUCUUGUGGCCUGGAGAUUUUCCAAAAAGCCUUCGUGAUAUUAUCCAAGAUGAUGCUCAAGGAAGGAUUUAUCAUAGACGGGGACUUCCUUCUGCCUUCCCAUUUCUCACUAGUCCACCCCCACCCUCAUUAUGAUCAAGAAAGGAAAAAAGGGGAAGAUAUAUAUGCUUGUAGAAAAGAGAUGUAUAAGUAUGUUGCUCAUGCAAUUGUGGUGGAAAGAUAUGGGGAAAUUUUUGUUCCUCAUGCAAUUGAGGGAAGAAAAAGGGGGAAGAUAUAUAUGCUUGUGGAAAAUAGAUGUAAAUGUAUGGUGGCUUCGUUUGUGGGUAAAUGUACGUUGCUUGUGGGGAAAUUUUCUAGUCAUGGGAGAGGGAUGGUUAGCGGUAAAGGUUUCUCUUAAUUUGUAACAGGACUUGAGUUACAUGAUCAGUGGGUUACUGAGACCUCGUGUAUUGUAUAAAAUGACUGAAUUUCUCAUAGAUAACCAGGAUAACCCAGUUACCUAGCAUUUAAUUUACUCCAAUGUUUGCAGUAAACCUAUUUCAAUGUG
Molecule: messenger RNA, 1899 nt
Organism: Rubroshorea leprosula
Lineage: Eukaryota; Viridiplantae; Streptophyta; Magnoliopsida; Malvales; Dipterocarpaceae
Source: the annotation of a GenBank genome assembly